UUUGUUUUGUUGUUGCUUUUUUUGCUUGCAUUUUAAUUUAUUUUCACUAUUUAUUACAGAAGAAUAUAAGUUUACACUGAGAAUGACUGUUAGGAGAGUGUAUCACAUUGCAGCAUUCAGCUGGUAUGCGUUUAUUAUUAAGAAUCUAAUUGAUAUGGAUGGAGAGGAUUUGCCACCAGGAAUCUUUGUUUAUGGAGGACCUUGGAAGUACCUCACUUUUUUGAAUUUGUUAUUGCAAAUGACGUUCUUUGGACUGGCGGCAGUGAAUGAUCUUCAACCUGAGAAAAAGGCUGAGAGUACUCUGAGCAAGUUUAAAGACCUUCUCUUCUCUGUCUUUGCCUUUCCAGUGGGCACGUUUGUUGUUCUACUUUUCUGGGCAAUCUUUGCAUAUGAUAGAGAAUUAGUCUACCCAGCUACCAUCGACACCUUCUUCCCUCCGUGGAUGAACCACGCUAUGCACACAUUUGUCCUUCCCAUCUUACUUGGAGAGGUGCUGAUGCAGCCUCACGUCUACCCACAGACUAAACAUGCACUGACGGCAUUAGGAAUCGUGGGCUUGGCUUACUUAUCUUGGAUUAUAUGGGUGUACAUGUCAGUCGGGAUUUGGGUGUAUCCUCUUCUUGGGCGCUUCAGUGCUGCUGGUCUGGUGGGCUUCUUCUUUUUUAACAUGUCUGUGGUGAUCUUGCUCUACCUGCUCGGGAACGAGUUCAGCAGACGGGUCUGGGAAAAGGACAUGAACAAAAAGACAAGAGAAACAAAUUAAUUGAACCUUUCUCCCACAUGGCCACAUGGUUCUUUUUGAAGUGAA
Messenger RNA from Maylandia zebra (zebra mbuna), 808 nucleotides. RefSeq names its product androgen-dependent TFPI-regulating protein. Gene Ontology annotation, cellular component: membrane; endomembrane system. The record is from RefSeq and is a predicted model, not a curated record. NCBI's taxonomy places the organism in Eukaryota, Metazoa, Chordata, Actinopteri, Cichliformes, Cichlidae.